Molecule: messenger RNA, 1464 nt
Organism: Trichobilharzia szidati
Lineage: Eukaryota; Metazoa; Platyhelminthes; Trematoda; Strigeidida; Schistosomatidae
Source: the annotation of a GenBank genome assembly
CGAUCUAUGAGUUUUGUCAUCGAUUGUCGCCAAGUUGUCGUUUAACUUUAGUUGCAAUCUCGCAAGAAUACUCUGUAGUGUGUUACGUUGAAAAUGGAUAGCGUUCAUACACUUGGAAUCCGAUUCAUCCAAUGGAUGCAGAGCUUCGAUUGUUUGGAGCCCAUGUUCACAGGUUUUAGUCAUAUUGGUAGUCCUAAUACUGCUUAUACAUUAACCUUCCCAAUCGCCUAUUACAUUAAUCCAACACUGGGUAUUACAACAGCUUUAUGCACCAUUUCAUCGGACUAUCUGAAUGGAGUGCUCAAGUGGAUACUAUAUGGUCAUCGACCCUACUGGUGGGUAACGUUGAAUGGCUUGUCACAAGAUCCUACCUUAUCUCUCAAGCAGUAUCCGCUAACAUGUGAAACUGGACCUGGGAGUCCUUCUGGUCAUUGUAUGAUAACAGUGGCCAGUGUGAUACCAAUAAUAGCUUAUUUUUACUAUAAACUCAAAAAUCAAAAUGAAAGACGAUACUUACUGUGGUUAUCUUCUUUGGGAUUUGGUUUAGUUGGUCUUAGUCGAUGUUAUCUGGCUGCACAUUUUCCUCAUCAGGUUAUCGCAGGAUUAUUAUCUGGUGUUGUAAUUGGUUUAUUAUUUCAUUCUACUGAUAAUUCUGUCUAUACAUCAACUGAUGAGAAUACAGAUUGGUUACAUAAGAAAGCUGCAUAUCUAUUAACUCAUCCAAAUGGACUAUUAUGGCUUGGUUUAGGUUCAUUUACAUUCGCUUACAUUUUAAGCUUAUUUAUACAAUAUGGUUUAAAAAUGGAUCCUAAUUGGAGUGUAACAUUAGCCCGAUCAGCAUGUAUACGACCAGAAUGGAUACAUUUAUCAACUAGCCUAAUGAAUUCAUUUUCUAAAAUAGCUGGAGCAGCUGCAGGCUUAUCAUUAGCUUUACACCUUAAACCGCCAACAAAUUCAAAACAAUUAGUAUUAGGUUCAAAUUCUACACAAAUUGUUUUAUCCAGUUCAUUGUUUGUAUUGAUUACUACAAAAUUUAUGGAAUCAUUAUGCGGCAGCACUAUUAAUCUCUUAGCUAAAUCCAUAUUCAAUCAAGAUUCAAGCAAUAGUAUUAAUGCAAUACAAUUAUUCAGUUCAUUUAUACAAGGUACUAUUUGUCCAUUAACAACUAUUUGCGUUUUACCAACAAUUAUGAGUUAUUUUCAUCAUAAACAUAAUAGCUGAAUUAUUAGUGUAUCCAGGAGAAAAGCCGACGAAAAGGAAACGGGGCAUUUCAUUCUUGUUUUGUCUUUCAUUUAAAUGAGGUGUUAUUUUACUUUUAAGAAAAAACAACUAAACUAUAAAAAAAAGAAUAUCAACACUGUGCAAUGUUAACGACAGAGUCAUUAGUUUUAAAUUGUACUAUUUAACUUGUUAAGAGUUGUACAUUAUUGAGUUUGUUUCUUAAUACAAAUAAUUAUUGAUGAA